GUUGUGCUGGGAUGGAAAGGGAAUGUUUACUGGCAUCACUCUCUGGUCAGAACAGCAAUGGCUUCUCUGUGGAAACAUUUCUGCAUCCUCGUCCUUCAUCUGCAUUCAUCUUCCUCAUUCCUCCAGCGACCUGCCAGCAGGCUUUCUGCUGUCGAAGAGAGAUUUGUUUGGAAAACUGACCAUAAACUGACACAGAAACGCUCAGCAUCUGUAAUCAGAGAUGAAGGAAGCAAAACGACGAUGAGGAAUGAAGAAAACUUGUUUUUCACCGGGGAACCGGAGAAACCUCAGGCUUCACAGAGAAAGUUGCUCCAAACAGCAGGAGCUGCUCUUCCUUUCUCUCCUCUCAAGGUGCUGUCCAACGGAGAGCCGUGUAUUUUGUUCCAGGCCAGGAAACUUUCUCUGCGCUUUGAGAAGCAGAGACCCGUGGACCUGACAGAGCUCACCUUCUCUCCCCAGAAGCUUGUCGACACGAGGGAGUCGCUCUGCCAGCAGGACAGAGCCGCGCUGGUCAUGAGGUUUGGAGAUGUGGAGGAUUUGAGAGGCUUAUCAAUCAGAUUUCAGCUCUCCAACACAUUUUACGAGUCCUCGGGUCAGUGGUGGUUCUCCGUGGACCGGGUCUCUGUUUCAUACAACACUUCGGAGGAGGUUGUCUUCAACGCCACGGAUGUUUACGCUCCGGCCUCCUCCUCCUACCGCUGCCUCCAUGUCAGCAGUCUGCAGAGAUACAGCGGUCUGUUACUGCCGAGCACUGAGCAUGCGCAGCGCUGGGCCAUCACCUUCAUCGACUUCCAGAUCCAGGCAUUCAACAUCAGUGGAGGGAGGUUUUCUCCUGCGAGCGACUGCACCACUGUCCUGACCCCGGCCAUCCUGAUGGGCCUCAUCACCUCCCUGAUCCUGCUGCUGGUUCUGGCCUACGCCCUGCACAUGGUGGUCCACCUGAAGCACAUCGAGCACGACGACGACCAAAAGCCUGACAUCUACUUCCCUCAGAGCCCGGAGCAGCUGGACCACUGCUGUGAAGAAAGCUCCACGGAGAAGAACGUGAUGUAGGACAAAAAGAACGUUCCUGAAACGGACAGAGCUGUGAUUACCCAUGGAGUAAUGUGCUUUCUGCUCAGGAUUUCAUUUUUAAGGAAAUCAUUUUAUUAA
This is a messenger RNA of Poecilia reticulata (guppy), 1152 nucleotides long. RefSeq names its product V-type proton ATPase subunit S1-like. NCBI's taxonomy places the organism in Eukaryota, Metazoa, Chordata, Actinopteri, Cyprinodontiformes, Poeciliidae. Gene Ontology annotation, cellular component: proton-transporting V-type ATPase complex. The record is from RefSeq and is a predicted model, not a curated record. Gene Ontology annotation, molecular function: ATPase activator activity.